AUGGCAAUGUGGUGGUGGGGUUGGCUGUGCCCCUCGCUACGCGCUAGCAGGGCUGAACCCGACCAGCCGACAGACUCCGAAAAAGAUGCAUCAGACUUGGUCUUUUUCGACACUCUUACACGCUGCAUGAAGCGGUCUCGUUGGAUCGAAACUAUCACCCGUGUGCUAGACUGCACACAAUGUUUCCCUGCUAAUGCUGCUAGAAAGCACGACAUAACAUGGCUGCAUGUCGACAUGGCAGUGGCUGACCCGAAUAAAACCCCUUUGGAGACUCCCGCGUGGACAACAUGUGUUGAUUUUUGGCCAUCCCGUAGAGCAUGUCCAAACAACGCCUUGGCGCAUACGUCAAGUGGCUUCCCUGAAAAACGGGAGAUGUUCGUUCUUGUCGUGUGA
Bipolaris sorokiniana ND90Pr is the source of this 393-nucleotide messenger RNA. RefSeq lists its product as uncharacterized. Bases 1 to 393 code for a protein of 130 amino acids. The transcript has a single exon. The record is from RefSeq and is a predicted model, not a curated record. Lineage: Eukaryota; Fungi; Ascomycota; Dothideomycetes; Pleosporales; Pleosporaceae.